Octodon degus (degu) is the source of this 1906-nucleotide messenger RNA. It is a transcript of the gene Cd151, whose product is annotated as CD151 molecule (Raph blood group). The record is from RefSeq and is a predicted model, not a curated record. Bases 660 to 1433 code for a protein of 257 amino acids. Gene Ontology annotation, cellular component: membrane. The transcript has 9 exons. NCBI's taxonomy places the organism in Eukaryota, Metazoa, Chordata, Mammalia, Rodentia, Octodontidae.
CAGUGCCGCUGAGGCCUUGCACGCCCAGGGUCCGAGGCUGGCCGCCGGCGCUUGGUCUGCGUCCGGCGGACCGGUCCGCACAGAGUUCUUAGGCCCUUCCGGAGGGGAGGGGGCUGGGCAGGGCGUGUGUAGCGCCUUCCGGACCUCAAACAGGCUUGCGGUGUCCUCCGUGCCCCUGGGACUGGGUUCGCGCUUUGUCCGUGGGCGCCGGUGCCCUCCCCCCCAGGCCCGCCCACCGCACGGUGCGGCCAGUGGGCGGAACGGUGACCGCGCCUGCAGGGGCGGGAGUGCGGUGACCUCAUCCCGGUAACGCGGGGCUUCCCGCGGAGGUCCAGGGCCUGGGAUGGGCAGCCCUGCCCCGCCGGUCAGGGCUAUUUCUGGCCGGGCUUAUCUCUCACGCCCGUCCUUUCCCUGGGGAUUCAAAUUCAAGUUCACCAGACAGCCCUGGGAAGAGGGGCGACUUCUCGGUGUUCUUCUGGAGUCCAGGCCUUGUUUGGCAAGGUCUGGUCAAGGAGGGGACAGUCCUGUGACCUGUCAGGUGCCCCUCGCCCGGGAUCCUGGGGAAUUUCCACCCACCUGCCUGAGGAGCCCUCCACAGUCAGCUGUCAGGGUCCUGGUGUUGCAGGCGGUCUGAUCCCCUUUCCACAUCCCAGCCCAGGAUGGGGGAGUUCAACGAGAAGACGACCUGUGGCACGGUCUGUCUCAAGUACCUGCUGUUCACCUUCAACUGCUGCUUCUGGCUGGCUGGCCUGUCUGUCAUGGCAGUAGGCAUCUGGACGCUAGCCCUCAAGAGCGACUACAUUAGCCUGCUGGCCUCAAGCACCUACCUGGCUACAGCCUACAUCCUGGUGGUGGCUGGUGUUGUUGUCAUGGUGACAGGAGUCCUAGGCUGUUGUGCCACCUUCAAGGAGCGGCGGAACUUGCUGCGCUUGGUUCCUGCCCUCCAGUAUUUCAUCCUGCUCCUCCUCAUCUUCCUGCUGGAGAUCAUUGCGGGAGUCCUGGCCUACGUCUACUACCAGCAGCUAAACACGGAGCUCAAGGAGAAUCUAAAGGACACCAUGACCAAGCGGUACCACCAGCCAGGCCAUGAGGGUGUGACCAGUGCAGUGGACAAGCUACAGCAGGAGUUUCACUGCUGUGGCAGCAACAACUCUCAGGACUGGCGGGAUAGCGAGUGGGUCCGCUCUGGCCAGGCAGGCAAGCGCGUGGUCCCCGACAGCUGCUGCAAGACUGUGGUGCCUGACUGCGGGAGGCGGGACCAUGCCUCCAACAUCUACAAGGUGGAGGGUGGCUGCAUCACCAAGCUGGAAACGUUCAUCCAGGACCACCUGAGGGUCAUCGGGGCUGUGGGCAUCGGCAUUGCCUGUGUUCAGGUCUUUGGCAUGAUUUUUACUUGCUGCUUAUACCGGAGCCUCAAGCUGGAGCACUACUGAGCCCUGGGACCUGGCCCAUGUCCCACAUCUGACUACUGAACUGAGACUGCUGAUGGCCAGAGCGACAGCCCUGUCUGUGCUCCCUAUGCUGACCCUGAAGGGGGCUCCAAGUGCCUUUCACUGUACACCACAAAGUCCCGAGGCCAUUCCCACCCCAGCACCGCAUCAGAUGGCCCAGAUCUGGCUAGUGGGUGGGGGCUAGUUCUGCCAAUCAGGUGCCCCCUCAUGUCUCUAGUCAGGGCUGUCUGGACACCCCUUAUGUGGCAAUGGCAGGAGGGGCCACCUGUGCCUGCCUAGCUCCUGGAGCUAUGCAGUCUUACCUCACCUGGGUACAGCCUCUGGCCUCUCCAUAAGGCUCAGCUGCCUAAUGGCUGGAACCCCGGGGUUGUUUCAUGUUUUAAAACUGUUUGCUCCCAUGCCUUCUAUCAUCAUAUAUACUGACACAUGUCCCUAUAGUCUCCUCAUUAGCAUCC